ACCCUAACCCACACAAAAUCUGUUCAAUGUUUCACCCGCAUACCCACUCGUCAUCUGGAGCAACGCAAAUACACUGCACCUAUGUUCUAGAUACCCGCAGGCAGCUCCUGCUCGUACUCGUACUACCCUGCGAGACAGCAUCUUGUAUUCAAAAUGCAUUACAUAAGGUUGCUCAAACCUCCAGUCAUCAACUCUAAACAGACUACCGCCAGACAGUCGCAAAUCCACGUGGAGCUCGUCCUCACAAUCACCACAGAUCUCGGGGACUCUUUCCUCUGCCCGAAGACCCCCUUGGACCUCGAGGUCUUCAUAUCAGAAAGGUCAUCCAGACAGAAUUGGGACGGUCUCAAUGAAAAUGCUGAGCCGGACCGGUCCCAGCAGUUCCGCAAGGUGCCAAUGCCACGCCCACCACGGUGGACCGCAGGCAGUCGCGUCCUCAAAACCGAGUUUCUGCUACCAGCUUUCAACUCCAUAGAAGCGCUGGGCGAGACGACUCUGUGUGUUCGGCCUGCCAACCGGUCCCUGUCUUCCGAUGCAACAGCCGACCUGCUCAAUACUCACGGGUUGGUAAUGCCCAUCUACGUCGAGCUCCGGCCGUCCGCACCCGCGGAGACUGUGGCGCUGCGCAGGCUUCGGUUCUCAGCACCUGGCAGCGACCAGCUAGUGGCAAUGCGUCGUCCUGUGGCUGUGGAGGUGGAAGAGGAGCUGGGGGAGAGCAUUGCGCGCCAUGUUUGGGACGCCGGUGUGUGCAUGACUGCCAUGGUAUCUUCCAUGUGCUCUGUUGGACCCGAUGGAAAGAUGGCAACCCUGCCAACAAUGAAAGAUAUUCUUACCGCUGGCGAUAGCUUGUCCGUGAUCGAGAUUGGUUGCGGCGUGGGCAUCUUAGGCAUCGGACUAGCCACUGCCUUGCUGCGCCGGCAAAGGUGUGAUGAUGAGCGAGGAGGACAAACGAGCGGACCUAGUCCCAUCUCUAUCCUUAUGACGGAUCUCCCCGAGGCGCGCGACAGGGCCGUGGCUAACAUCGCUCGCUACGACCGCAUGAACUCACAUGGGCCCCCGCAGCGGGAAAGCGGACAGGACGGAUCGGAAGAGGACCGGGCCGUCGAGGCACGGCUCAUACCUGUGGACUACGAGGAUCUUGACUGGGAAGACGGACGCAAGGGCAUUUUCGGCCCCAAGGUCAACGCUCGCCCAUGGGACCUGGUCAUGCUCAGCGACUGCACCUACAACGUCGACAUGCUCCCGGCCCUGGUCGAGACCCUGACUGCGCUGCAUCGCUCCGUCACGACAGCCUCUGCCUCGGUCGCUGGCCCCAAGGUGCUACUCGCCACCAAGCCGCGCCACGAGUCCGAAAAGGCCCUGUUUGGACUCAUGCGUGACGCCGGAUGGAGCAUUUCGGACCAGGCGGUCCUGCCUCUCCCCGUAAUGGGUGGUGAGGCUGAGAUCAUAGAGGCCUAUCUAUUCACUAGGCCCGCAGACAGUGGUCCCUGAGUUUUCACACCCGAAGAGGGGGUUUUGUUUACACCAACAGCAAUCACCGGUACUAUGCAACAACUAUUGCUGAGCCGGUGUGUCGGUAAACGUCACCACGUGCCCGCCGACCUCCAAGCCCGCCCGCGGACUACCUUCGGGGCUCCGUUUGAUGAUACAUCACGGGGCAGGGUCCGCCAUCCAGCCCGGUUAUUGUUUCCCCUGUACUAGCCAAAAAGCUCCCCGCCUCGCGUGAGGGGUAAAAACAAAAAGAUGGCUGGCAAGCUGGGUCGACGCCUCCAUCACGAGGCCAAGUGGUUUGGACGCCCUGGCGUUCGAUGGUCAAGGGAGCUAGACCCUUGUCUUUGCCCGUCACUCUGCACUAUCAUCUCGGUCGGAUCAGGAACAAACAAGGUCUCUUUCUCUAGCGUAGUAGAGGCUUUUUGGGAGAUUAUGUUUCAGACUAUUAGGGUGAACCCCGCCGGGCCGCCACCGCGUCCUUUUUUUUCCCUCUCAAUUCAGGGACAACAUCCGUCUAUAGUGCGGGGUUCGAUGGGAUAGGGCCGUUGUCGAAUGAUGCUAAGGUUGUGGAUCGUAUAGUGGCGGGGUGAAAUGAACGCAGGGCACAAGAUGCGGGACGCACUUACUUGGCUUUUUUUGGGGGGGAGAGGGGAACUUGGCGAACACAACCAAACGGGCACUGUGACAAACGGGCACUGUGAAAAAUUGACGAUCGCGGGUAUCGGUCAAGUUAUCAUUUGCUACCAGUUUUCUGAACGACCAUCGAUCCAUUUUUCAUUUACCGUUCCUUGCGUUCCCACUUGAUCUACAGCCAAUAUGCGGGGUUUUGCUAUGGCGUGAGCAAAUCGUGUGAACGGAAUGCGACAAUCAUCUGGAUCUCACACGGUCGGGGUUUUUAUUCUUGUUCUUGGUAGAGUUGUCGGUUCAGGUUCUUGAACGACAAUCCGGUGGUUGUCGUCAUCGAGACAGGGAUUGGAAGACCGAUGAGAGCUUUAACGGGGGGCAUUCACUAUCCUUCUAGGUACCUCGUGGUCAUCACCCGCCCCAGCCUCUUCCUUAUCCACUGACGUUUGCGCUAAAAGGGAAGAAGGGGGUGUGUACAAACUAGGUCCUCAAAGUAUCCUGUACUUUCCCCUAUGUUUCGAUGCAUAGUCUUUAAUGCAUCGUCUUUUCGUACCGUAGAUGGUAGCAUUCCACCAUCACAAAAAAAAAAAAAAAAAAAAAAAACGCCGGAGGCGCCGGGCUUUUUCUCUGCUGACCUCCCAAAAACAGGGUUGCGCGCGUAUUAUUGACUGGCUUUCAUUCGCGGCCGGCAUAUUUGCGAAGCUAGGCUGCCAUUCCGUUCGUCAGCUUGCUGUGAUGAAACCAGGCUACUUCCAAAGAGGCGUAUAUGCAAAGCAUAGGGGACAAGGGCAAAUAUGGGUACCGGCGCGCUGGGUAUAUGCAAGCCUCUUUUUUUUUUCUGUUCAGGUAUGAAUUAUCUGUGAUUCUACAGUUACGUUGUUGGUC
Molecule: messenger RNA, 3000 nt
Organism: Pyricularia oryzae 70-15
Lineage: Eukaryota; Fungi; Ascomycota; Sordariomycetes; Magnaporthales; Pyriculariaceae
Exons: 1
Coding region: 154-1491 (445 amino acids)
Source: RefSeq, a predicted model, not a curated record